This is a messenger RNA of Pestalotiopsis fici W106-1, 1044 nucleotides long. RefSeq names its product Autophagy-related protein 3. NCBI's taxonomy places the organism in Eukaryota, Fungi, Ascomycota, Sordariomycetes, Amphisphaeriales, Sporocadaceae. Gene Ontology annotation, cellular component: cytoplasmic ubiquitin ligase complex; cytosol. Bases 1 to 1044 code for a protein of 347 amino acids. The record is from RefSeq and is a predicted model, not a curated record. The transcript has 3 exons. Gene Ontology annotation, biological process: nucleophagy; autophagy of mitochondrion; autophagosome assembly. Gene Ontology annotation, molecular function: Atg8-family ligase activity.
AUGAACUACCUGUACUCGACCGUCAACCAGAUACGGGACAAGUACACUCCCGUGUCUCACACCUCGACCUUUCGCAAGACGGGCCAAAUCACCCCAGAGGAAUUCGUCGCUGCCGGCGAUUAUCUAGUCUUCAAGUUCCCGACCUGGCAAUGGGCCGCCGCCGACAACGAGUCCAAGCGCGCCUCUCACUUGCCCGCUGACAAGCAAUACCUCGUCACGCGAAAUGUGCCGUGCCACCGGAGACUCGACGAUGACUUUGCCGGUGAUGCAGGCCACGAGGAGGCCGUGGUGGGCGAUGGCGACGACUUCAAGCUGAAGGGCCAGGGCGACGAUGACGAUGGCUGGCUACGCACCGGUGGACUCAGCAGCUCCCAGCCUCUAAAGGCCAAGGAUGUGCGCACAGUUGAUGACGCGGGCAACGUUGGCAUCAUCGAGGACGAGGAUGAAAUACCCGAUAUGGAAGAUGAGGAUGACGACGACGAGGCGAUCAUCAGGGAUAGCGAUGCCCAGAAGAAGACUGCCUCGCGGCGCACAUAUAACCUCUACAUCAUGUACUCACCGUACUACCGGACGCCCCGACUAUAUCUCUCGGGCUACACGGGUGGCCAACCUCUGGCUCCUCAGGCCAUGAUGGAGGAUAUCGUUGGAGAUUACAAGGACAAGACUGUCACUCUCGAGGACUUCCCGUUCUUUGCCAACGCAGUCAAAAUGGCCAGCGUACAUCCGUGCAAGCACGCCUCGGUCAUGAAAACGCUACUGGACCGCGCAGAUGCAGCACUGAAGAUCAGGCGCGACAAGCUCAAGGCAGGCAAGAAUGUUGGUCAUGAUGCAGGCAUGGAAGGCUUGGUGGAUGAGAUCAACAAGCUUGAUGUCAAGAGCGCAGAAGCUGCCGCCGCUGAGUCUGGUAGCAACGACGAGUGGGAAGAAGUCGAAGCUGAGGAGCAGGAUGUUGCGAUUCGCGUCGACCAAUACCUGGUCGUAUUUCUCAAGUUCAUGGCCAGUGUCACACCUGGCAUCGAGCAUGACUUUACCAUGGGCGUCUAA